AUGACAGGCGGCACGAUAUGCAUGCAGCGCUCUGAUUCCGGCUUCAUCCCCGCACGCGGCUUUCAGAAGACUGCGCUGGAGCCUGUCCCCAUCUUCAAUGACAAAUCCAACCCCAAACCCCUCGACGUCGUCAUUAACGGCAUAGGUGAGCGGCGACUACACGAUAGCCUCCGCACACUACCAACCUCCUAUGGCGGCCGCGUCCGCUACACAGUCUUCGAAUUCGAUGAACUGCUCGACAGCAGCUCAAUCGACUCGAAGGGCUGGGCCCAAAUCGCCCUCACUAUCUCCUGGAACUACACGCUCUUCGAUGCCUUCGUUGUCCUGCAUGGUACGGACAGUCUGGCCUACACAUGCUCCGCACUCAGCUUCAUGCUGCGCAACCUAGGGAAACCAGUGAUAUUGACCGGGUCGCAGGCCCCCAUGCUUGAGUUGCAGAACGACGCUACGAACAAUCUCCUCGGCUCGCUGGUGAUCGCGGGCAAUUUCAUGAUUCCGGAAGUAUGUUUGUAUUUUAACUAUAAGCUGCUGCGGGGGAACCGGGCAACUAAAGUGUCCGCGAGCGCAUUUGCAGCGUUCGAUUCGCCAAAUUUCGCGCCCCUGGCUGUCACAACGGCCAUGAAGACGAAUGUGGCGUGGGAUCUUGUACAUAGGCCGACGCAUAUUGAGCAUUUUAGCAUCCAGGUCAACCUGGAUACAACGCAUGUGGCCUGUCUGAGGAUAUUCCCUGGAAUUAAGCCAGAGAUGGUGGACGCCGUGUUGCGGUUGGAGGGAUUAAAGGGCCUUGUGCUCGAGACGUUUGGCGCCGGAAAUGCACCAGGUGGUCAGGAUAAUGCAAUGACGGACGUGCUCGCGGCUGCGAUUAAGCGCGGGAUUGUUAUUGUAAAUGUCACGCAAUGCCUUUCCGGUUUUGUCAGCCCAGUUUAUGCUCCAGGAAUGACCCUCUACCGUGCCGGCGUUGUUGCUGGUCAAGAUAUGACGACGGAAGCUGCAUUGACUAAACUUGCCUACCUACUUGCUCUUCCCGGGGCAACCCCUCAAUCUGUCGCGCGCGACAUGUCCAUCUCCCUUCAUGGAGAACUUACUGAACACUCACAGCCACUUUUCGAACACCCAGACGGCGCUUUACCACAACGAGUCAAGAGUUUGGCUGCACUGGGCUACGCGAUUGCGCAUGGAGACCUCGAGAAAGUGAAGGAUAUCCUCCGUGGUGAGGAGGAGUGGAUUUUGAAUGAUGCUGAUUAUUCAGGGAAUACUCCAUUGUUUCCAUCCAUUCCUUUCCCCGAGUGUGUGAUUUUUACUGGGAGCGGACGUGGAAAGCAGGAAGAGGAAGAAGUAGUAAUAGGGACGCCCCCGCGCGCCUGUUAA
Histoplasma mississippiense is the source of this 1368-nucleotide messenger RNA. RefSeq lists its product as hypothetical. Lineage: Eukaryota; Fungi; Ascomycota; Eurotiomycetes; Onygenales; Ajellomycetaceae. The record is from RefSeq and is a predicted model, not a curated record. The coding region runs from base 1 to 1368 and encodes 455 amino acids. Gene Ontology annotation, molecular function: asparaginase activity. The transcript is spliced from 3 exons.